Messenger RNA from Oppia nitens, 628 nucleotides. Its product is annotated as brain protein I3-like. Bases 271 to 603 code for a protein of 110 amino acids. The transcript is spliced from 6 exons. Lineage: Eukaryota; Metazoa; Arthropoda; Arachnida; Sarcoptiformes; Oppiidae. The record is from RefSeq and is a predicted model, not a curated record.
CGAUAUUGACUAUUAUAUUAAAAAAUAACAGCAAUCGGAGAUUCAUUUUGUUUCACAAUUGUUUUGAAACUUAUUAUUAUAAUAUGAGAUAAUACUGAAAAAUAUAUAAUUUGAUUAAACAUCAGUUCCAUUGUUAUAUUUUAAAAGUAAAUAAUAUUUUAGGGCGUUUAUACAUAGUUUAUGAAAUUUCAAUAAUAAAUAUAAUUUAUUUAAAAAAUUAAUUUACAAUAUUUUGUUGGUGUCUAUUAUUAAUUUACUGUAAAUAUUAUAAUGGAGAAUCAGCAACAGUGGACACCCGCACAAACAGGACCGGCGCCCCCUUAUUCAGCACCGAACCAACCCGGUUGGGCUCCACCUGGAGGUCAACAGGCCUAUGUUCCUCAACAAGGAUAUGCAAUGCCCGGCACAGUCCUAAUACAGCAGCAACCCGCUCCGCAAACUGUUGUAAUCAUGGGUGGUUGUCCCACAUGUAGAGUCGGACACUUGGAUGAUGAGUUUACAUGUCUGGGUAUAUUUUGCUGUAUUUUAUUCUUUCCUUUGGGUUUGAUUUGUUUGUUUACAAUGCGUGAGAAACGUUGUACUAAUUGUGGUGCCACUUUUUAAUAUUAUUAUUAUUAUUAUUAUUAUU